This is a messenger RNA of Condylura cristata (star-nosed mole), 1479 nucleotides long. RefSeq names its product nuclear factor of kappa light polypeptide gene enhancer in B-cells inhibitor-like 1 (gene NFKBIL1). The coding region runs from base 122 to 1267 and encodes 381 amino acids. Lineage: Eukaryota; Metazoa; Chordata; Mammalia; Eulipotyphla; Talpidae. Gene Ontology annotation, molecular function: protein binding. Gene Ontology annotation, biological process: canonical NF-kappaB signal transduction; negative regulation of toll-like receptor signaling pathway. The transcript is spliced from 4 exons. Gene Ontology annotation, cellular component: nucleus. The record is from RefSeq and is a predicted model, not a curated record.
GCGCCAUUUCCGCCAGCCUAGAGUGUCUCCGCCCUUCCCGCCUCCCUUCCUCUGAGCGUCCUAAACACAGGCCUCGGGCCUACAGCUUAGGGGGUACUUAGGGGGGCGGGGGGCUGGUCUGAUGAGUAACCCCUCCCCCCAGGUCCCAGAGGGAGAAGCCUCUACAUCUGUCUGCCGGCCCAAGAGUUCCAUGGCCUCUGCUUCCCGCCGACAACGCCGAGAGCGUCGCUUCCGUCGUUACCUGUCUGCAGGACGGCUGGUCCGAGCCCAGGCCCUCCUUCAGCGACACCCAGGCCUUGACGUAGAUGCCGGGCAGCCCCCACCGCUGCACCGGGCCUGCGCCCGCCAUGACGCCCCUGCCCUGUGCCUGCUGCUUCGGCUGGGGGCUGACCCUGCCCACCAGGACCGCCAUGGGGACACUGCGCUGCAUGCUGCUGCCCGCCAGGGCCCUGAUGCUUACACAGAUUUCUUCCUGCCACUGCUGAGUCGCUGUCCCUCCGCCAUGGGAAUAAAGAAUAAGGAUGGGGAGACCCCUGGGCAGAUUCUGGGCUGGGGGCCCCCCUGGGAUUCUGCUGAAGAGGAGGACGAAGAUGAGAGCUCCAAAGAACAGAAAUGGAGGCAGAAGCUACAGGGAGAGCUGGAAGAUGAGUGGCAGGAAGUCCUUGGGAGGUUCGAAGAUGAUACUUCCCGUGAGACCCAGGAACCCGAGUCCUUCUCAGCAUGGUCAGAUCGCAUGGCCCGGGAGCAUGCUCAGAAGCGCCAGCAGCAGCAGCGAGAGGCAGAGGAAGCCUGCCGCCCACCUCGGGCAGAGGGGUCUGGCCACAGCUGGCGGCAGCAGGAGGAGGAGCAGCGACUCUUCCGAGAAAGAGCCCGAGCCAAGGAAGAAGAACUGCGUGAGAGCCGAGCCAGAAGAGCACAGGAGGCUCGUGGGGACCGAGGGCCAGAGCCAACCAGGGCUGGGCCCAGGGCAGAGCAACCCAGAGUUGCAGGGAGGGGCAGCCUCUGGCGCUUUGGCGAUGUACCCUGGCCCUGCCCGGGGGGAGGGGACCCAGAGGCUAUGGCUGCAGCCCUGGUGGCCAGGGGGCCCCCCUUGGAGGAGCAGGGGGCUCUGAGGAGGUACUUGAGGGUCCAGCAGGUCCGCUGGCAUCCUGACCGCUUCCUGCAGCGAUUCCGAAGCCAGAUUGAGACGUGGGAGCUGGGCCGCGUGAUGGGAGCUGUGACAGCUCUUUCUCAGGCCCUGAAUCGCCAUGCAGAGGCCCUCAAGUGAUCCCCAAGAAAGAGCAAGAAACUGCAGGGGACACAGCCGUAGGGGCAGGGCCAUAGGUGGAUGAAGUCAGGGAAGGAGAUGGCGAGAUAGAGGCUGAUGCUGAGGGACAGGGUAGGGGUGGGGAAAGAACUUGUAAGAGCAGGGAGGGGAUAGGAGCACUCCCCUGCUCCUCAGCGCUGCCACUUCCUAAUAAGACCUGGUUCCACAUCUCA